This is a messenger RNA of Oryzias melastigma (Indian medaka), 2289 nucleotides long. It is a transcript of the gene p2ry8, whose product is annotated as P2Y receptor family member 8. Gene Ontology annotation, cellular component: membrane. The record is from RefSeq and is a predicted model, not a curated record. The coding region runs from base 867 to 1859 and encodes 330 amino acids. Gene Ontology annotation, molecular function: G protein-coupled receptor activity. NCBI's taxonomy places the organism in Eukaryota, Metazoa, Chordata, Actinopteri, Beloniformes, Adrianichthyidae. The transcript is spliced from 3 exons. Gene Ontology annotation, biological process: positive regulation of Rho protein signal transduction; phospholipase C-activating G protein-coupled receptor signaling pathway.
CUGCUUUAAUUUCAUGUCAAUUAACUGGAUGAACAGUAGUACACUACCUCAUGAAAUGGUCACACGUUGAGGUUCAGAAGGGAAUAUUUAAAAAGUACUUUUUGUCAGGUGAAAUACUUGAUGGGAAAUGAUACAGAAACUGGUGUUUGUCAUUUUUUCAGGAGAUGGUGUCCGUUACACUUUUACCCAGAUAAAGCAGAACUAUCAUCAUCAACAGGAAGCCAGAGACAAAAGCGCACACACACGCACACACACACACACGAACAAAGAGACACAAUGAACUUUUGAAAGCUUGUUUUUUUUUAACUUUGUUUCCAAAAAUUCCUUUAUUACAACCUGUUUGUGUAAGUCUGUCUGUAUUUUUGAGUUUUUCCUUCUCCUUUUUUGAUGAAAUACCACAGAGGUGUUACAAAUGAUCUUUUCUGUCUUUUCGGUGACACGAUAUUAUGUGUGAAAAAGUGAAAUGCUUAUAGCAAAAAACUGAUUUCUUAUGAUUUAAAAUGCAAAAUCCCAUUUUCAAUGAGUUUCAAUUACCAGUUUGGGGAAAAUGGUGACAUAGAAAAGGAGAAAAAGUGAGUAAUUUCUGUAGACAUGGUGACAGGCAGGGGGAGUCUUCCACGUGGCACCGACUUUAUACUCAUUUUUAAUACUUACGGAUACGUGUAGUCGUUUCUACAGUUGGAUCAAGUCGUCACAUGGUUUGUUUCCUCUCUCUGGCACUGUAACAUUCAAACCCCAUUUCCCUAGCAGCUGCCCUCUGCCUCAACAUCUGCUCUUCAAUCAGUAACUGACACACGUAUGCCAGCCUCCUUUGUCUGCUUCUGACUUCACAAAGGCACGCAGAUUAAGGCCCUUCCCGUCCCAACAUGACGAAUGCCAGCAGCAGCAACCCUCUGGACAACGCCACCCUCUCCCUGUUACAGAAUGCAAAGAUCAGCAUUGUCAUCUCCUUUAUUUACAUGAUCGUCACUGCCAUUAACUUAUUGGGAAAUGGCUUGUCCAUGUGGCUCCUACUGUUCCGUACCUCUCCAAAGACGCCCUCCAUCAUCUUCAUGAUUAACCUGACGCUCACGGAUCUGGCCCUCGGAUCUGCACUGCCUUUUCAGAUUCACUACCAGCUGAAGGGAUACCACUGGACUUUGGGUUCAGACAUGUGCAGUUUCAUGACCCUGGUCUUCUACACCAACAUGUACUGCUCCAUCCUUACCAUGAUGGCCAUCGGUAUCGACCGCUACCUGGGCAUCGUCAGGCCCAUGAUGUUCAGACAAACUCAGAAAAGGAAGUCCAUAGCAGCCAUCAGCUGCUUUCUGAUGUGGGGUGUGGUCCUGGGGGUUCUUUAUCCUCUCAUGACCACAGACUUGACCUAUAACAUUCCCGAGCUUAAGAUUAUCACGUGCUUUGAUGUGCUGAAGAAAUCUAUGCUUCCUUCUGACACUGCCUGGGCCCUCUUCCUCUUCAGCUUAGUGUUCAUUCUCUUCUUCUUCCCGUUCUGUGUCACAACCUUCUGUUAUGUCAGCGUGAUCCGCAAGCUGGCCAAGGAUUCAAAAACAGCCCAGAAAAAGAGGGCCAAACGUUUGGCCUUUAUAGUUCUGCUAGUCUUUGUUAUCUGCUUUGCUCCAAACAACAUCCUCCUGCUGGUACAUAGUAUUUUAAGACUCUUCUUUGACAAGUCUGUCUACAUGGCCUAUAAACUGACUCUUUGUUUCAGCUGCUUAAAUAGCUGCCUGGAUCCUUUCAUUUAUUACUUUGCUUCUAAAGAUUUCAGACAGAAGUUGAGACAGAUAAUUCAUAUGCAGAGCUUGAGUAGUGGAGACUCAAUUAAGAUGGAACAUCAAGAGACUCUGUUCAGUGGUCAGUAAAAUAGGGAGGUUAGAGGAAAUGACAGUGUCAUAACCACCCAAGCUGGAUAAAAAACGGCAAAAACUUGUGAAAGAAAGUUUCUUUUUCUUCUUCUUCUUUUUGCUGUUGUAGAGCAUUAGCAAGGAUUUUAAGUGGAAUCUCUUGCAACAUCAGUUGUGGGUUGAUAUUUCAAAAUGAUCACGUUUCUGGAUGUUACUUGGAGCACAAACAAGCAAAAAAAUAAUUAUUGAUGUGACUCAAAACCAAGUAUGAUCAUUGACGUGAAUAACAAUAUUGACGUUUUAUUUAGAGGUUCUAUGAGUAUGACUCAAACUAUGUGUUUUUCAAGACUAUCUCUUAUUUUUGAAAUAAUACUGUAAAUAAAAACAUUUGUUAACCCUACAUAUCUGCAGCUGUAAAUAAAUGUAAAUAAAUUGUGCUAUUUUCUAA